Naegleria fowleri is the source of this 921-nucleotide messenger RNA. RefSeq lists its product as uncharacterized. Gene Ontology annotation, biological process: lipid biosynthetic process. The transcript has a single exon. Gene Ontology annotation, molecular function: iron ion binding; oxidoreductase activity. Lineage: Eukaryota; Heterolobosea; Eutetramitea; Acrasida; Naegleriidae. The record is from RefSeq and is a predicted model, not a curated record. The coding region runs from base 1 to 921 and encodes 306 amino acids.
AUGACGAAUUCAAUUCUUCAUCUCCUCAACCACUUUCUACCAAUCGAUCAACUUUUCUCUUCACCACUGGACCAUAAAGACUCUGUGGCUCUCACCAAUGAACAACAACAACAACAAGAACAACAACCAGGAUCAACUCUCUUGUAUUGGACUCUCGUUCCCUCUCUCUUAACUCUCACUUCCAUGUUCAUCUCUCUCUUGGCUCAACUCUUUAGUUCCUUUUGGCCUCGCAUUGAAUAUGCUCCUCACGUUCAAAACAAACCGACGAAAAGUCUUUGGCUUUCCUUUGUGUUGAAUCAUAGUAUGGCCUCUGUAUUGACCAGUGGAUGCAUUGCAUGGAGUCGUUCUCAUGGCUCUCUCUAUGAAUUCAAUCUCUUUGAAAUGCAUUCGAAUUGGGAUCGUGUGUGGUAUGUGGGAAAAGUUCUCAUGUGUGUCUUGUUCAUGUUAAUUCUCUAUGAUUUAUGUGUCUAUGUUUUUCAUCGAUCGUGUCAUGCCUUUAAAUUCAUGUAUCGUUUCUUUCAUCAACAACAUCAUGAGAAUUGUGCUCCGCGUGGGGUGUUGGAUGCCAUAUAUGGAGAUUCGUUGGAGAGUUUGAUUGUGGCAUUGUGUGCGAGUGGACAAAUGAUGUUGUUUGAAUUUCCGAUCAGUUCGGUUGUGAUUUUUUUGUUUCUUAUUAGUUUUUUGGUUCAAGUGAAUCAUUCGGGGCAUUGUGUGGAAAUUCCAUUUUUGUACAAUUACCGUUUUCAUACAUCUCAUCAUUUACAUUUUCGUGUGAAUUUCUCUGAACAUAUCAUGUUGUGGGAUUAUCUAUUUGGAACAUUGAAAUUGUCUGAUCCAAACACCAUGCAAAAUGGAUCUAAAUCAGUCUUGAAUCUCCACAAUGAACGCACCAUCGAAGUGAAAAGAUGUAAAGACAAGUGA